Molecule: messenger RNA, 3576 nt
Organism: Fusarium sp. VM40
Lineage: Eukaryota; Fungi; Ascomycota; Sordariomycetes; Hypocreales; Nectriaceae
Source: the annotation of a GenBank genome assembly
AUGAAACCAAAUUCUCAAUCUCUGAUCAUCGCUACUAUUAGUCUUGGGGUCGGCGUGUCCGCGGACCUUUGGGAUGACUUCUCAAACAACCUCGCGACCGAUCUAGCCCCGGUCAUCUCGCUCUUUGGAGAGCAGGUAACCAAGCAGUACCUUAGCGAGAGUACAACCCUUCUUGACUACCUCAUUUUCGCCAUGGCCCCGAUCGGGGUUAUCACAGCCAUAGUCUCGGCCGUUCGAGUGUCCGGCAGCCCGUCGUUGCGUUCCUUUGUCGGCAGGGCUAAGGAGGGCCAGGGCAAUAUCGAGGCAGAACUUCUAUCUUCAACAAGUCGCGAUGUCUGCGAACUUUACAAUAAUGGCGGUAUCGCACGUGUCAUCGGACGUCCCAAGAUUCUGGAAUUUGUCCACGAUCCUGAUGCUCCAUAUGCAGCGUUUCAAAGACCUCACGGAACGGCUGGCAUAACGACAUUUGAGGAAUAUUGCGAAACAGAAAACGGUCGGCAAGAAUGGAUACGGCAGAGUGAAGAAGCUAGCGAGAUUACGUAUCUUCCUCCUAAUCUUUCCCACAACGUCGGUAUCGUUCGUCCUAAUGAAUCGUGGUUCAAAGUUGUUGCGAUACUCGGAAUUGUUAUUCAAAGCAGUGUUCUGGCUUUUGCCGCUUGUGCAACAUAUCUCCUCAGAUGGAAUAAAGAUGGCAAACAACCAUCCAAAUACGCUUGCCCUAUGGCCAUCGCUGGAACUGUCCUUGUUUGCGGGGGCGUGUUUCUCUGCGCAUUUACUCCUCGCCAAACGUUGGGAGAUCAGACUUACGAACCAUUCUGCUACAUCCAUCAAAGGACUUUGAGGCAGUAUAGGAAAUCAGAGAGAACGAUCAUCAAUGGAGAGCACGAAUCCGCAGUCUGGGUCGCGGUAGCGACCACUGUCAUAGGGUUUAUCGUGCAAUUCGUUGGUUUCCGUGGUAUACAUUCAGCAGUUUCAGUGGCCCAACUCGGAGCAGCUCUAGUCAUGACUAUCGCAAGGGCUGGUCUACGUGCGAGACGUUUAGACGACUUAGGGAGUAAGAUUCUCUGGGGAUUCUUUGAGGAGCGAAACUUCGAGCUUGACUGGCUCGCCCUCCACCUGGGCAAAGAAGAUAUCGAGAAAGAUCUAGGGCUAGAUAUGUGUGACGUUGACUCCGUACAUUCCCGUGGAAACCACUACUACUCUUGGGUGGUCUACGGCGUGUCAGAUAUUGGAGAAAGAGUAUUGGAAUGUUCGCCUAACAGCUCUCAUAACCAUGGUAUAGCUGACAAUCUUGAUACGGUUGAAAAGAUAGUAGCUUAUCGGCGUCGACUUGGGGAACUCACUGACCCUAAUCAAGGUGAAAGAGAUAUGUCCUAUCUACAGUGGGGAACAGAAAAUGUCGAAGUACGAAGCACAGCUACCAAGCUUGCCUCCGCCAUCCAGUCAGCUACCACCAAAGUGUUCAUGUCUUCGCCAAUAUUAAAGAAGAGAUGGAAAUUGGUUUGUCACAUAAAAAUAGCAGCUAAGUGCGGUGUUGGACUUGGACAUGAUCAGAGAGAUUGUCGUUUAUCCUUCGACGGUUGGACACCCUUGGGGCGCAUUUAUUUAUCGAGCCCCGAGUUGCAAGGUCACAAGCUUUUGUCUAUAGUCAAGAAUGGAGAGGACCAGUGGGAGAUUGAAGAUCGACAUGAACUGGAGGCAGUUUUGGGAUUGUGGAGUUGGUCUCUCAAUUGCCAUCGAUGGAAGGGAUAUGGUGAGAGACUUCGGGGAACACUCAACCGAAGGAUCUUAUGCUGGGACAAAAGCCCCAGCGGUUUGGGCUGGCAAUAUUGGGCUGAAGAGUCAAAACCUCGCGAGAACCGAAUUUCGAGGCCGGAUCUAAGUUGGAAUCCUCGCACAAUAUGGUUAACAGAGUCACUCAAGGAUCAGAACGCGAACAAAUUUGUUCCUUCGACGUUGUCACAGUAUCCCGAAACUGAGGUGUUAACGCAACUGUUCGGGUGGUAUUCGGGAGAGCCGUCUCUUCUUCCUGCGGAUAUGGAAGACCUGUCCAUCUGGACUUUACCAACCGACUCUACCUUUUUAUCGCUUUGUAUGCAGGAAAUAUUCGGGCUGUGUGUGAAAAGUCUUCUAGAAGCAAUGGAAGACACAGGUGAAGUCAGCGUCCGAGAAACGCCAACAGGGCCACGUUUAGAGAGCCAUCUUGUCUCGGGCCUAGUUGAUAUUCUGCUCGAAAUGGGAUUAGUGUCUCGAGACGACGCCAUUUCGUGUCUGUUACCGACCGUGGUUUUCGAAGAAUUCAAAGCUAAUCGCACACCGCUAUGGCAUGCCGCAAGGACUGGCCACGAGGCAAUGGUGACCGAACUACUCCAAACGAUGCAAGAUGACAAAGACUUACAAGAUGAAAAAGGCAGAAGUCCCCUAUGGCAGGCAGCAGCAAACGGCCACGACGUGGUCCUCGGGCUUUUACUAGCCCACGGCGCGGAUAUGAGUAGUUGCGAUAAUUCUGGGAGAACGCCACUUAUAGAGGCGACGACAAAUGGACAUAGGAAUGACAACAAAGGUCAAACAGCAUUAUCUCAUGCCGCAGCUCAAGGCCAUGAAGCUAUCGCAGGCCUUCUUCUUGACGUUGGAGCAGAUGCCAAAGCCUUGGAUAGUGCUGGGUUUACGCCCCUAUCAAGGGCGGUAGAUGCGGGACACGCGGGCAUCGUCAAACUGAUACGCAUGGCAGUUCAUGACGACAGUACGAGGCUAAGAAAUGAUUACAGUGUUUUCAACAUUGACGAAGCGAAAAUUCGAGUUGCAAAAGAUCACUGGAAUCAUUACAGCACAUUCAUAGAGAGUUGUCUUGCCGCUGAGAAGGGCACAAAUGCUUCAAGUUUCCAACCGUGGAGGCAGACCAUUCGGAUUGCCAUUCUGACGGCAAACAUUGAACCAACUGAUCCCAGGUCAAAAUGGAAAGAAAACACAGACAGAGUCCAUUGUAAGGUUUGGGUCAACGAUGGCAUUCUUCCUCCCUGGCUACCAUCGACAAACAAGGAUCUCAGGCUUACCAUCCACAAGGCCUACAAACAAGGGAAAACUUUGAUGGCUGCAGCUGAAUCAUUCGGCUUCGAAGGCAGACGAUCAUACCCGGCAAGCAGCCCGUACGUCAUUGGUAUACACGCGGUUGAUGGGCGUGGAAAAGACUUUGGAGUCAGUCCAGUCCUAGUGAAAGGCGAUUACAACUUCUCCACGCUGGGUAUAGCUGUAGAAAAGCCUGGCCCGGCAGGCGAUAGCCAUGACUCUCAAUACGUCUCAGGUGCCAUCUAUUCAGCCGUCAUCGCAGCCAGCGCAGCGGCGACCCUUCUCGGGUUUUCAAGGUGUAACCUCAAGCUCGAUCACCAAGAAGAUCAGGAGUGGCUAUGUUAUACGGAAGGGCUUCGAGAGAUGCUCCGACUGGCGUCAGUCAAUAUUGACGGGUACAGCUAUAUUGCUCCAUGGACGCUUAUUGGUAGCAAGAGUAAUCUGGAGGAUAUUUGCGAUAUUAUCAUGAUGGUAGUACGGACAAGGACGAAAGGAUUUGGCAAGGCUUAG